AAUCCACUUGGUUCUUGACCAUUGAAAUUUUGAAGUUCCAACUACAUAAAAAUGUGGCACGCGGUGGCGAUCUCUCAUUCUCCGCCGUGUUUUGCCGUCGUGCGGGCGGCGGCGAAGAAAAAACCGGCGAAAAAAACCCCACCUUAUCAGGCGCCAAAGAAAACAACAGAACGCCAGAAACCCAUCGAAAGCAAUAACAGUGGGUUUGGCGGGAAGAAGAAAGAUCCAGUGUGGCAGUGCAUACAGAACUGCGGCGCGUGUUGCAAACUCGACAAAGGCCCCUCUUUUCCUUCGCCUGAGGAAGUCUUCGACGAGCCUUCAGACAUUGAGCUGUACAAAAGCUUGGUUGGUGAAGAUGGGUGGUGCAUACACUACGAUAAGAGCUCGAGAAAAUGUUCGAUUUACAACGAGCGUCCGUAUUUUUGUCGGGUUGAGCCGGAAAUUUUUCACACUCUUUACGGGAUUGACCCGAAAAAAUUCAACAAGGAGGCUUGCAGCUGCUGUGUAGACACAAUUAAAGCUGUGCACGGGACAGAAUCGCAAGAGUUGGAAAACUUCAAUAACGCAAUAUGGAGCACCGGUUCAAAUUGACGAAUCUUGCGCGUCCUGUUUUCUAAAAUGAACUAGCUUUUCCAGAAGGCUCUGUUUUGAAGAGACGAGGGUCAUUACCUUAUUAUGGAAUUUCGACAACCUUGGAAAGUCAUCUGAAUAUACAAGUGCGAGAACAAUUGUUGAUAUACGUUUUGUGCACUUGUUUCGACGAGUGUGGGUCGAAGCCAUGUUACAGAUGCUCUCGUUUUAUGACGUCACCUUUGGAAUUGAACAGCCGAACGCAAAAACAGUUGAUGAUUUUCCGAGUUUUAAUUUAGUGGGUUCUUUAUUCUAAAGGUAGUAGUGGUCCUUUUCAUAGCUUUCUUGCUUUCAUUCGUAAAUGUCGAAAUUCCCGACAAGAAAUAAGUUAUUUCAGGGAGAGUUUCGAUUU
Molecule: messenger RNA, 982 nt
Organism: Erythranthe guttata (spotted monkey flower)
Lineage: Eukaryota; Viridiplantae; Streptophyta; Magnoliopsida; Lamiales; Phrymaceae
Product: zinc/iron-chelating domain protein
Source: RefSeq, a predicted model, not a curated record